Messenger RNA from Sphaerodactylus townsendi, 13032 nucleotides. RefSeq names its product sacsin-like. The transcript has 8 exons. The coding region runs from base 1 to 12639 and encodes 4212 amino acids. The record is from RefSeq and is a predicted model, not a curated record. Gene Ontology annotation, molecular function: Hsp70 protein binding. Lineage: Eukaryota; Metazoa; Chordata; Lepidosauria; Squamata; Sphaerodactylidae.
AUGUCUCAGAAACAGAUGGAAAGGAAGGGCUUUCGGCAGCGAUCCCCUCCUUUCCUCAAAUACUUGCAGAGCAUCCUGCGCAAAUACCCUGACGGAGGUCAGAUCUUAAAAGAACUGGUCCAGAACGCGGACGAUGCGGGUGCCACGGAGGUGACCUUGCUCUAUGAUGAACGGACAUUUGGAACCGAGAGGAUUUUCUCGGAGGGCCUGGCGAGUGCCCAAGGUCCUGCGCUUCUUGCUUACAACGAUGGCCUGUUUUCCGAGGCGGACUGGGAUGGGAUCCAGAGUCCCGGCCUGAGUCACAAAGUCGACGACCCCUCUACCGUCGGGCGUUUUGGCUUGGGCUUCAAUUCGGUUUACCACAUCACAGAUUUCCCCUCUAUGCUCUCUGGUCAAUGGCUGGGAGUGCUGGACCCACAGCAAACAGCAUUGAAGGACGGCGGGCAGCUUUGGAGCUUGGACGAGUGGGAAGAGGCAUCCGACCAGUUCCGGCCUUUCUGGGCAGCGCUGAAAUCACUAGGCCGGCCUUGCCCACCCCCCGAGGGCUACUUCCCGGGCACCUUGUUCCGCUUCCCCUUACGCCACACUCCCUCGGGGAUCUCGGAAAAUCUCUACAGCCAGCAACGGGCCCAGGCGCUGCUGCUCGCGUUCUUGGAGGAUGCCCCCGUCAGCUUGCUGUUCCUCAGGAGCGUCCGGCGGCUCACACUGGGCGUCAUCGGGUGCGACGGCUCCAUCAGCGAGCUGCUGAGGGCUGAGGCAACUCACCGUCCUCUCGAUGGGCCAAACGGGGGCCCCGGCAACCCAAGUUGCGCUCAGCUGGAGACUCUGGUCAACAUCACCACGCUUGACCUGAGCGGCGCUGGGAUCGGACAGAGCACCCGCAAGGAUUGGCUGGUUUUGUCCGCUGAGGCUAAAAAGGGUGCCUUUCCAGAAGUCUGGGAUCUCGUGGAGUCGGUCAGCUCCCAGCCGGCCUUGUCCUUGGCUUACCCCUUGCAAGGAGGGUGCGCCGGCCGCCUCAGCUGUGUCCUGCCUCUCCCGGCGACGGAGGAGAACGCCACCGGCCUGCCGCUGCAUAUCAGCGCCCCUUUCCAGCUGACGGACGACCGGAGACACGUGCAGUGGUCUGAAGAGGGGUCCCGGGCACGGGGAGGGGAUGCCCGUUGGAACCAUCUGCUGAUGGAAGAGAUGCUGCCAGUUGCUUACUGCCAGGUCCUGGUUCUGGCAUCAGGGUGUUCGAGCGACCCAUACGGGGCAUGGCCGGACCCAGGUGAAUGCCAGCAGCUCCGGUACAAGGCCCUGGUGGUCCGGAUAUGCCAGAGACUGAUGGACAUGAAACUUUUGGUACGGGCGGGAGAUGGGGAUCCCCGUUUCCUGCUUCCCCGAGAGUCUGUCCUCUUGCCAGAGAAGGUGAUGGAGAAACCGAUCGGCCGGGCACUGGAGAAAGCCCUGGUCUUGGCCGGGUCGCUGGUGGCGGUUGCCCCUCCCCAUGUUCGUCGAGCCUUGGCAGCCAGUGCCAAAGGUGGGGGAGGAGUUCGAGAAGCGACCGCAGGAUUUGUGCGAGAGGUCCUGCAAAAGGCUGAUCACAUGUGGAGCCAGAUGUCUGACCUGGAGAAACUGCUGUUGUUGGAGUACAUGGUCGGAGACGGGUGCUACCCGGCACUGAAAGGUCUACCACUGAUUCCCCUGGCAAAUGGGCACUUUGCCAGAUUUGGAGAUUCUGCGGAGAUUGUGUUUGUCGAGAGCUGUAACUUCCCCAGGAUCCUGUUGCCUGGCCUGGCUCACCAGUUUCUACCCCAGGAUCUGAACCCUGAGCUGCUGAAGCAUCUGCAAGCCAUUGUGGACCAAGGGUUGUUUGGAAAUCUGGUCACCUUGAACUGCCAUGUCAUUGAGCAGAACAUUUGGGCGGCUCUCCCCAAGGACUGGGACAGAAGUAACUCAACCCCUGUGACUUGGUGCCCAAAAGAGACCCCUAAACAACCCCCUCUGGAGUGGCUGACUGCUUUCUGGACUUUCCUGAAUUGCUAUGCUUCCUCCCUGGUGCCCUUCAGGGGCUGCCCGCUGAUACCGUUGACUUCUGUGCACAGUUUCCCCAAUGGCAUUAAGCUUGCACGGCUUCUGCCUCAGCCCACCCUGAUGUUCCGGAGCCGUGACAGGUACACUUUGUCAGAGGAAGCGGCCAGCAUUCUGGAGUCGCUGGGGUGCACUGUGAUCCAGAGCUGGGAACCAGACUGGUGCCACCGCCAACUGAACGAGUACAUCCUAGAACCCGUGCCUGGCUGUGCCCUUCAGGUUUUUGCCCACUUAGGGGUGUCGUCUGUGGCUGACCGCCUGGCGCUUCUGCCCGCACGCCAAAUCGAAAGCUUGAGUGCGUUUCUCUCGACGGCCACGGCGCUCUCCCGAGAAGAAGCCGACGUCCUAAGAGGAUUGCCGCUCUUCUUCAAGAUGCCGUCCCUCCUGCCGCCCAGCCCACCUGGCUUGGUGCCAGCCCAGAACCACCCGGCUUUAGAAAAGAACCUGGUCCCGCCGGUGCCGGAAGGCCUGUGGACUCCACAACCUGUGUUCCUGUGCCGUAGCGAAGCCGAACGCCGCCUGCUUUUGCAUCUCCAGGUAAACCUGCUGGGAGCACCAGAUCUGGGUGUUCUGUGCAUCAGAGCCGUGAAGGCGGGGGCGUAUGCCAGCCGGGCACGAGAAGGCCAAGAAGUCAUGUUGUGGAUUCUGCACAACGCCGACACCCUCUUCAGCCAGAGCGGAGAACUGCAAGCGUCGUGCCGGGACUUGCCCUUUCUAGAUUGUGGGUCUGCGGAGUUGGCCCGGCCCAGUGACCUUUAUGACCCAGACAACCCUACUUUGCGGGCCUUGUUGAAACCACACCGCUUUCCCAGGGAGCCCUUCCUUGAACCGUUGACCCUGCGGGCCCUCCGUGCUCUGGGGCUGAAAUCCGACCUCCCCGCCGUCUCUCCAGCCGAUGCACUGCUGGCUGCACAGGACGUGAGUCAACUACAAGAGGCUGCAGCUGCCGGCGCCAAAUCAGGGGCCCUGAUCCGGGUCUGCAACGAGACCCCUCUACUCUCACGCUUGUCUUCGCAGGAGCUGAAGAGGCUGCAGGGCCUGGCUUGGGUGCCUGCCGUCAACCCCUCCGCGCUCGAGCCGUCCGAAAGCUUAAUGGCACCUGAAACCCUGCGCUCGGGGAAAUACGCCGCUCUUGUAGGGCAGGUCAUGGGACUGACAAAUGCUUUCUGCCCACAAGCCGCAACGGCACUGGGGCUGGAUCAGCCGCCUCCCCCAGAGAAGGUGGGAGAUAAUCUAGCUUGCCUGGCACGGGGCUAUUCCCCUGAAGGGACUGUAGUGUUAAUGUCACAGCUGCACAGCAUCUAUCAGUACAUGCAGCAGCAGCUGCGGGACUUCCAGAGGCCCCCCGCGGGCCCUGUGGUGUGGAACGGGAAUGGCUUCUCGCUGCCUGCCGACGUGGUGAUGGACUACCCUGAUGGGUUGGACCUUGCGGCCCUAAUGCCACGAGUGCCCCCCGACUUCCAGCACUACCGUCAGCUCUUUGCAUCCUGGGGCGUCCGUCAGUCCCCCAACGAGGAAGAAGCGAGCCGGGCCCUGCACAAACUGGCAGAGCGCAUCAACGCCCAGCCGCAAGGUGGCACGCGUGCGGAGUUGCGCCUCGUGGUGGAUGCCUUGGAUUGGUUCCGUGCCCGAGAUUAUCGGGAACAAAGAGAGACGCUGGUCCCUGUGAACAUCCCAGGACGGGCCGGCUUCGCUCUGCGCCCAGCCGGUUCGGCACUGUACUGUGAUAUGGAUCGUGCCCGACUUGCCGACCUGGAUGGAGAGCUGCCUGCUUUGGUGCAUGAAGCCAUUCUCCCUGCCACGGCCGUGUUCUUGAACGUGGAGAUGCUGAGCACGCGGCUGUCAGGUUUGGAAUUAUUUGAGCCUUGGGGCCCUUCAGAGCCGGUCACCCUCAGGAUCCGAAACAUCCUCCGUGAAUACUGCCAGGAUGCGGAUGUGUUUCAGGAGCUGCUGCAGAAUGCGGAGGAUGCCGGCGCUAAAGUGUGCCGCUUCUUAGUGGACCUCCGGCGGCCUAAUAGCGCUACGGAAGGACUUCUAGACCCUGCUAUGGCUGCCUGUCAGGGCCCAGCGCUUUGGGCCCACAACGAUGCCCUGUUCAGUGACGCGGACUUCUCUAACAUCAUCCGACUAGGCGCGGCCACCAAGGAACGCCAGCAAGACAAAAUUGGUCGCUUUGGGCUCGGGUUCUGCACGGUGUACCACAUGACCGACGCCCCCUCGCUUCUCAGCGGCCGCACCGUACUCAUUUUUGACCCCAAUGUCACCCACCUGCGGAAGCACAUCCGCGACCCGUCCCGGCCGGGCAUCCGUUUGAAGCUGAGCCAGCACACUGCCGCUGUGUUCGCCGAGCAAUUUCAGCCUUACGGGGGCGUCUUUGGUUGUCAGGUUGGGGAGGAUUACCGAGGCACCCUCAUCCGCCUGCCCUUCCGCACUGAGCAGGAGGCCAAAGACUCUCAGAUUUGCUCCCUGCCUUUUGGACCCCAGCGAAUCGCAGCGCUGCAGUCUGGCUUCCAGGAAAUGUACCAGGACUUGCUUCUCUUCCUACGCAAGGUGCAGGAGGUAUCGCUGACCCACCUUCCUGAAGGUUCCAGCUCCCCAGAAGCAGCCCGGCAGUUGGCUACAGUCGCCAGGCGGCCGCUUGUAAGGAGGGGCGCUUCUGAAAUUGUUCGGUUGACGGCGUCGUGGGAGUCGAAGGUUGCUGCAAGUCAUUACCUGCUGCACUCCUGUUCGGGGACAGGGGAAGCCCAGAAGCUGUACCAGGAGGGAGGAAAGGAGAGUUUUAGCUUCUCGCCCCCUGAAGCCAGUGUCGCCUUGCCUCUCCGCCCUGCGAGAACUGUUGGACGUUGGGCCCCAGCUUUAAAGGGCUUUAAGGGCCGGGCCUUCUGCUUUCUGCCUCUUCCGAUAGAGUCUGGCCUUCCUCUGCACCUCACAGCGGCCUUUGCUGUGCUCAGUAAUCGCAAAGGACUGUGGGAUUCCACCGAGAAGGGUCAGUGGAACAGGGCGCUCCUUCAGCAUUCGGUGCUGGGGGCCUGGCUGGGGGCGCUGGGCCAGCUGCGAGACAUGUGCCGCGAGGGGCUGCUGGAAGGCUACGAGUACCACACCUUCUGGCCCGACGUGAGCCACGCAAAGCAUCCUUUCAGCGAGGCAGCCAAAGCUUUCUACCGAGCCUUAGUUGACGGCGUCGACGGCAAGCAGCCGAUCCUGUUCUCUGACGGCAAGAAGUGGUGCUCCGCCCAGCAUGCUUGCAUCCUAGAUGAGGACGUUCUCCGCGAGGAGCAGCUGAGACCCGUGGCGGUCAGGGUCUUCACUUCGCUCUUGUCAGAGCCAAAGAUGGCAGUGAAGCUUCCGUCCCAGGUAAAGACGAGUUUCAUAGCGAGCACCUCGGCGGGCGUCCUGUUUUCCGGCACCUACAACUGGGCCCGCUUUUUCCGGGAGCUUGUCUUUCCCCGUUUACUUCAGCUGGCUGCGCCUGACCGGGAUGCCCUGAUUCUUCAUGCCCUGGAUAGGAAGGAUGCCAGCUUGGAUGCGCUUCUGGUGUCUCAGCCUUGCAUUCCUGCAACGCCAAACCAACAGCUGAAGGACAUCAAUACGCUGGUGCACCCAGGGGGACGUGCGGCACCACUCUACAAGCCCGAAGAUGGCCGUUUCCCCACCGCUGCCGAGUUUCUGAAGCCGGAAAGGCUGCUGCGCUUGGUGCAACUUGGUAUGGCCCAAGACUGGGUCAGCAUGGAAGAACUGAUCGGCCGAGCUGGAACUGUGGCAGACUUGUGGCGCCUGGACCCCCACAAGGCCUGCCUGCGUGCCCGUCACAUCCUGGCUCUCCUGGAGGACCAUCUCCGGAAAAGCACCAGCAACGUUGCCCAAGUGGCGUUCAGAGAAAUUCCCUUCUUGCCAGCCGAGUUUCCCAGCAACCGCAGUGGAGUGUGUUGCCCCAACAGGAUUUAUCACUACAAGCUUCAGCCCCUAGUGGGCUUGGUAGAACCUGUUCUAGACAAGAAGGCCCUUGGGGAAGGCCUGACGCUCUCCCACGAACUGAAGGAAUUCUUAGGACUGAGUCGUCAGCCGCCAGUUGCCACGGUAUUAAGGCAGCUGGAAACAGCGUCGCGUGGCUCCAAUGCGCUGAAUAGGACAACGCUGGCUCAGGUGACACAAAAAUGUUAUGCCUUCCUGAAUGACAUGGUGCAGAAGAGCAGUCAGUGCAGGCUGGAAGUAUUCCAAAAGGCGCAGUCGUUUCCCUUUGUUCUGGUGGGCUCUAGCUUUGUAUCAGUUCACAAGGUGGCCCACAAGGUGACCUUUCACGCCGCUCCACACCUGUUCCAACUGCCUGAGGAAUACCUGCCGCAGAAAGAGCUGUGGGACUGCAUAGGGAUGUCCCAUACCUUUAAAGUGGAGGACUACGCUGCAGUGUUGCAAACUCUCGCCAAGAAGACAGGUGGAAAUGCUCUUUCGGAAGAGCAGCUGCACCUGGUCCUCCGACUGAUAGUUGUAGGUCUAGUUGAGGCCUUGCCAGAGGGCCAGCAUCUGGAUCCUUUUGUGGCCCAGAGCAUCUCCUUCCCAGACGGACACAAAAUCCUGCGUCCCUUGCCCAAGCUGCUGUUCGAUGACUCGCCAUGGGUCCCACGGGAGGAAGGGAUCCUGCUCUGCCAUUCCCAGAUCUCGCGAGAAGUUGCCAUUCGCUGUGGAAUUCCCACCACAAGGCACCGUAUGUUGUCACAGCAGCAAAUUCAGGGCCUCUCCCGGUGGGCCAGUAAUUUUGGAGCCAGAGAGGACCUCAGCACCCGGUUAGCCAACAUCCUCCGUGAGUACUCCUCCUCGCGGGACGUGCUGAAGGAACUUCUGCAGAAUGCGGACGAUGCCGGUGCAAGCGUCGUACACUUUCUCUGGGACCAACGUCGCCACCCAACACAUCGUGUCUUUGGUGAUGAAUGGAAAGAUCUCCAAGGCCCAGCCCUCUGCGUCUACAAUGACCGCCCCUUUGAAAUGUGUGAUAUAGAAGGGAUCCAGCGUUUGGGCUCUGGUGGGAAAGGUGGGCGACGGGAUACUACUGGCAAAUAUGGUCUAGGGUUCAACACAGUUUACCACUUGACCGACUGCCCCGCCUUUGUGACAGGCAACAGCGCCCUGUGCGUGUUUGACCCCACCUUACGCUACCUGUCUGUUUCUAAUGCAACCAACCCUGGAGGAAUGUUCAGCCUCACUGGAGAUUUCAAGGAUAACUUCCCUGAUGUUUAUAACACCUUCUUGCCUGAAUUGUUUGAUCUGGAACAUAGUACAGUUUUCCGAUUACCCUUGCGUACCCCUGAAGGGGCAGCAGCCUCCCCUAUCUGCCAGCAUUCUGUGUCGGAGGAUGAUAUGCUAAGUAUGUUGCGGGCUCUCGAGGAAGAGGCAGACUGCUUCAUGAUGUUCCUCAACCAUGUUCACUGCGUGGCUUUCUCCGUGAUCGAGGAGAAUGAGAAAACACCCAGAGAAGUGCUCAGGGUGACGGCUGAAGGCGGGGAGCCUGAAAGACUGGAAUACCAGAAAAAGUUCCACCAAGCCGCCACAGCCGGCGGGAGAGAUGCCGGCGAGCCAGUAAGGGUCUUUUAUAGAAUGAAGGUGAAGAAUAACUUGCAUGAGACUCCCAGAGAAUGGCUAAUCGGCAGACAGAUUGGAGUAGAGGGCGUGGACGCUGUGGAAGGCACGCAUUUCCCAUAUGGUGGCGUGGCUGCUUGUCUUGAUGGGCAAACAACCGGCAGGAGCUUCUGCACGCUGCCGCUGCCAGCAAAAACAGGCCUCCCCGUCCACAUCAACGGGAACUUCGAGGUAGAUUCUGCUCGGCGGGACUUGCGGAAGGAUGACAACAAGGACAGCCCUGAGAUGGAAUGGAAUAGCUUUCUGCUGCAGAGCCUCAUAGCUCCUUUGUAUCUCCACCUACUGGAGGAGCUGUGCAAGGUGGUGGGAAAUCCACCGCUGCAGGCGUUCUCCCUGGAAGCAUGGCUGCCACUGUUAGAUUCAGAGUUUUUAAGGCAUUUCCCGCUUGUGACCGAUCAUGUCCCCCCGUUCUGGCAUCAGCUAGUGAACUGUGUCUACGUGCUGGCAUCUGAGAAGCAGCUUCCACUAUUGCCAGUCUACCAGAAGAAGACCAAGUCCAUACAUAAGUAUAAACAAGAGGUGGUGAGUAUAUCCUGGAGCGCACCCCGACGAGGACACUUGACCAAAGAUCCCUAUUUCCUGGAGGUUAAGCCAAAUGACUCUCUUGAAGGUGCUCUCCAGAAUCUGGGCAUGCUCUUAGUGCCUGCCUUCCAGCGUCUAUGGGAAAUCCAUGACCAGUUUGUCAAGGCCGGAGUUGACAUUCUAACCCUGGAUUCGUCGUCCCUCUGCAGCUUUCUCAAGAGUUUGCCUGCCUUGGGCCUGCCACGUCCACUAAACCAAACACCUAUGAAGAACAGUUCGAAGUGCUCUUCUCUUCUCAACUUUUGCCUUAACGGGUUGUGCUCUGAGGAUAUCAGACGCAUGGAAGAUCUUCCUUUACUGGUAACCCGGGAUGGUAUGCUCCGGCAUUUCAGUCUGCAAGAUCCUGUCUACCAGGGUAGUACUUUUGAACUUUUCCCACGCCAUCAGGAUCGUUUCUCUGCCUGUAUCAUUGACCGCCUGGAGGCCAAGCAACUGUUGCUAGAGGCUGGGUUUGUGAAAGAGUUCACUCUCAGCGAAUCUGCUGUUUACAUCCAGGAGAGGCUGAGACUGAAAGACUGGGGCACUGAUGGUAACAAACUUGACUGGCUACGUAAAGUGUGGGGUUUUUUUGAAAAGCAAAUCUGUGCAUCUUCCGAACAGGACAAGAGGAACCAGCUGUUUCAAGAGCUGGUCUCUCUCUUCAAAGGCUGGCCCAUCCUUCCUGUGCGUGGCUGUGGUCCGGACUUGAUUUCCCUUGACUCCCUAAGCCCGGUUAUAUACUCUCACGAUGGAAGUGUUGCUGAAGUGCUCUGCAAGCUGGGCUUUGCCGAACUGAACACUUCUCUUCUGCCUUCAGAGCUCACGAUACACUGCAUCAAGCCACAGCUGCUUCAGACAAACGACCCUGCCGCAGUGCUGACCCAGUUGGCUGCCCAGCCCAGCCUGAAUUGGCAUCAGCUUCGACAGUGGGAAUUUCAACAACUCUUGAGGUUCCUGAGCACAGAUCUGCCGAAGUUAAAGGGUGACCGUGGGUUACUCAACAAGCUGAAGGCCCUGCCGAUAUUUGAGACUCAUCAGGGGCAGCACGUGUCACUGGCUCGGUACCAGAAUGUCUACUUGCUGAAGUCCAUUUUCACAGAGAUGUCCAGGAAUUUCAGGAAGCUUUAUAAGGCAGAUAAAGGGUUGAUAUUGCUUAAGGACAACGAACUGAACAGACAAGUGAGCAAGUGCUUGGAUAUUGACAUAAUAAACGAGCUGCAGCAGUUUGUGAAAUUCCUCUUGCCUUGUUUGCCGCUUCUCCCAGAGGCCCUCCUGCUGGAGGCAGUGCAGUUACUCCUCCUCCUCAAGACAUACUAUCUAGAGUACGAGGAUCAUAAGAAGACUGUGAUAUCAAACUUCCAGCCCAUUGCCUUCAUCCGGGACAAGCAAAAUGUGUUGCGUCCUGCGUCCUACUUUUAUGACAGCAGCGUGGAGCUUUUUCAGAAGAUGGGGCUGGAGUCCCGAUUUGUGCCAGACAGCUUCUACCAGAUCGUGUGCACAGGCAACAGAUCAGAAGUGGUUGGAUUCUUAAAGGACAUAGGCCUGCAGCAUGAGGCAACGGAGGAGGAUUUCCUACGGUUUGCAGUCCAGAUUGAGAAAGAGGCAUUGAAGUUUGGUGCUAUGUCCGGUGAGCUUCCUGUCCAACGAAAAGCACUUCUGUCGCACCUGCUUCAGAAGACAAGUGAGUCUUUAACAGGUGCCUUCUUGGAUCAGCUGUCCAAGGUACGUUUCUUGGCACCUCGGCCCAUUCGUGCCGAUCUGUGCAACCUCCGCUCACCAUUCGUCUCUAAGAACGCUGCAGUGGCACCCCGAGAUUCUUUAUGUACUCGGGGGAAAACUGAACUAGCUUGGACAUCAGCAGUGUUUCUGGAUCACUUUGAAAUAUUAUUAGACGAAAACAAAAAGGCCAUUCUGGCACGCCUAAGGGUACAAUGUGCCUUAUCAGCCCAGUUAGUCAUGACAAAUUUGAGCAAUGUAUGUCAGGCAGAAUGCAAUACUCCGAAAACCAAGGAAACUCGAGCAGAUGUCAUCCAACUGAUGUAUGAUUACUUGUUGAAACAGGAGACUAUAAACACUAGAUAUGUCAGCGGACGCCCUGUGGUGCUGGUAGAUGAUGAUGAAGUAGCAGAAGCCCAACACGUGGUGGUGUGUCUGAACAACUGGGGCGAACUCCGACCGUACCUCUACAGGUUGCUCCCAGAGCUAGCUCCCUACCGCAAACUUCUGGAGAAAUUUGGGGUGCAAGUUGAACCCACCGUCCGUCACUAUGCCAGUGUCUUGGCCAGGAUCCACCACGAGACCACGCAGAAGUGCAAACUGCAACCCAACCUCAUUAAAACAAUACAACGCACCACUCGGUGCUUCUUCCGUCUUCUCGCUGAAGCAAAAGAACCAGUGGACUUCUCAGGCUUGAAGGAACUUUAUCUGCCUUGCACUGAUGGGAAGCUUUACCUAUCUAAUACCGUAGUCUUUAACGAUUGCGCUACUGGCGCAAUCCUCCAGGCCUUGCAUGCUGAAUUUCACUUCCUAGAGGAUUUAUUUAGCCACUACUGGUCAUUUGAGACCUAUAACCUCAGAAACCUAUUGCUUCUGCUGCCAGAAGUCCUGCAACCCAAGAGGCUGUCGGACAUCACCAGAGAGCAACUGGAUGAGUCAUCUCUAGAAUUCUGCCCCUAUGGAGUUCAUUGCGAAUUCCAGUCCCGCUUUAAAGAACUUCUGGUUGCUCCUGAGUUCCAGGACGCCCUUGUUGCGCUGCUAAGGUGGCAGAAAACAACCAAGGAAGCGGCUAAGGAGGAAGAGGCUGACAGGAUACACGCUGGACUCUUCUCACUGGAUCAGUUGGAGGUCAUUUGCUGUGAGGUGCUGCGCACUGUGAUGGUUCACAAGUCACAGAGUUUAGCGGGAAGCCAAGAGGACAAGACAGUGUAUGUUACAGCAAUGCCAGAUGGGAAGCAGCACAUUUAUCUUUUGCACCAGGAGAGUUUGCAUGAUCGAAAGGCUGUGAAGAUCUCUGGCAUCUUGGCUGAUGAAGUGAACAAGCUCCUUGGAAAGAGGCUUGGCGUGCUUGCCGUGUGUGUCCUUAGAGAGCUUCUGGCUUGCCAAGGCCCAGAAGAAAUGGCUGAAGUGAUGAAUGAAUACAGAGUGCCCCUCCAGCAGCGCACUCUCAGAGAUGCCUUCGCUCUUCCUGAUCCUGGGGAGGAGAUACCUGAAGAGUGGCAUGAUAGCCUGGACAUGAGCAUCCUGCAUUCUUUCAUGCCAGGAGAUUACGUCGGUUUCUUGGACCCUUCAGUGCAAGGUGAGCAUUAUAUCUAUGCUGUGGUCUUGGAGGCCCUGGAGCCACAGCAGAGUGGAGCUGGACAGGUGCACAUGUACCGUGUGGAUGUGGGCGGUGGGCAGCAAUUAGAGGUCAGCGCUUAUGAUCUGUACCGCUUCCGGCGGAGCACGCCGGCGUCUGACUCGAGCCAAGCUGUGGUAUUGCGACGGAGUUCCCCCAAAGGUGCUGCCACAGUGGAUCUAAAUGAUGGCAAUUGGUACCAGCAGCCGCUGAGCGAAGUGAAGCAAAAGGUAGAUGCCUGCCUAGCUGAGAUUUGGAGUCUGUCGGAGGAAGAGAGGAAGAAGGCCAUGCGAAGGCUCUAUCUGUGCUACCACCCAGAUAAAAACCUGGGUCAGGAGGAUUUGGCCAGUGAAAUCUUCAAGUACCUUAAAGGGAAAAUCGAAGAGAUGCAGAACAAGAGCAAGCCCCAGAGUUGCAGUAGCAGGGGGCCUGGAAGCAGCGGUUCCUUCAAUAGAAGCAGCUGGAACUUCUCAAACGAUUGGACUGAAUGGGACCGGCAAGCUCAUCGACACCAAGAGAAGCGCCAGGAAUUCACCAGGCAAAAAGAGAGCGGAAGAGGCAGAGGCAGCUUCACAUACAACUUCUGGUCUUUCCACAAGCCUGGAACGAAAGGGUGUCAAUCAAAGUGCUCUGGCAUGGAGGAGGCAAGGCGCUGGCUUCGGCAGGCAGAGUACGACUUGCGGGCAGCAGCCAACGAGGUGUGCAACAGCAGCACGGAAUGGCUACUUUACAAAACUUACCGCGCGGUGGAGAAGGCCCUCGCAGCGGUUGAGUACAAGCAAGGCGGGCAUUUUGACAGCAAUCUGUCAGUCACAAUGCUGGCUGCUAAGGUGGCAGCCUACGGACCAAAACUGGCUGUGAUUCGUGACCAAGUGUCCAAACUCCGCCAGCACGGCAUGGACGACAAGACAACGCAGUAUCCUAAAUACCACUUGCCACCUACCAUUCCCAAUGAGGCCUUCCACACAUGUAAAGAACCGGAGGUGCUGCUGUUAGGGCAGGAGGUUCUAGACACAGUAAGGAGGUGGCUUGGCCAGAGUUGAAAGUCUGAGGGUUUUUAAAUGCCUAUUGUGCAUUCUAGUUUCUGUAACCUAUAAAGGAAACCUUGGGAUCAGUUCUUAAAAUGCAAAGCGGGUAGCGGGAAGAAAAUACGGUUAGUGUUUUGUCACACAGCUGGUUGAUUUGGGGCUCUAAGCGAGAGAGCAUUUGUAUUGUAUUGUAUUGUAUUAUUUGAUUUGUAUACUGCCCUCCCCCGAAGGGCUCAGGGCGGUGAACAACAACAGCAAACAUCAGUAACCAUAACAUCAGGCAACAAAACAUUCAAUAAACAUAGGAUCAAUAAACCCAACAUUAUAAACAUAGAAUUAUAUUGUAUGCUAUAUUUAACAGUAACUGUUUUGUUGUACUUUUGACCUUUUUGUUUUUAAAUAAAUUUG